AUGGGGGCUCAGUGCUGGGAGUACCUCCUCAACGCGCGCACCGGGGAGAACAAGUCGGCGGUGUGCCCCUCUCCAGGGCGGCCCGGCCACGGCUCGCCUACGGACGCGGCGCACGUCCUCGAGGGUUUCAACCGCGACUCCGCGCUCGACAAGUACUCCUACGCGUGCAAAGAAUUCGGUGGAGCCGGCUGGGCGGCGACCGUGUUGCGAUGCUCCAAGCACACCGCAAUCGUACGGUUCACGAUUGCCACGACGCGCGAUGGCCGACCAUACGAGGACGCGCGCGUCCCGCUCAACCAACUGCGGCCGCUGCCUCCGCGACAACUGGCCGCAUGA
This is a messenger RNA of Emiliania huxleyi CCMP1516, 336 nucleotides long. RefSeq lists its product as hypothetical. Bases 1 to 336 code for a protein of 111 amino acids. The record is from RefSeq and is a predicted model, not a curated record. The transcript is spliced from 3 exons. NCBI's taxonomy places the organism in Eukaryota, Haptophyta, Isochrysidales, Noelaerhabdaceae.